Ilex paraguariensis (yerba mate) is the source of this 549-nucleotide messenger RNA. NCBI's taxonomy places the organism in Eukaryota, Viridiplantae, Streptophyta, Magnoliopsida, Aquifoliales, Aquifoliaceae. The record is from the annotation of a GenBank genome assembly.
AUGCUCGACACAGGCAAAAGUUCCACCGGAAAAGUGAGUGAAGAAGAGGAAGAUUACCAUGAACGAAGCAUAAACAAAAUCAAGGACAUGACUCAAGCCACAGAUCUGGGAUCUAAACCAGACUGGAAGAUACAAGAACCCUUUGGGACACUGAAAAAAGCUAUGUCCAGCGGCACAAUCGAAGGACCACCAAGGAGAAUGGUGUUAAAGACCCACCCAAGGAGACAACCUACUAAUCUGGGGUGCGGGGAUUACGAUGAAUGGACGCCUGACCGCCGAAGAACACAACAGUCUACCGAAGAGCAGUUCGGCCCCCACUUGAGAGCAGAUGAACAGUCGACAAGAAUGCCUAACCAGCGGAUCGAGCAAGUAGCAAUAAAGUACGUGGAGAGAUACCCAAAUGCAUCAGAGAAGAGGAUUGCACUAAGUAGGAAGAUGGUAAGGGGCUGUCCAAAAAUGGAGAAGUUGGGGUUAGUUCCAGAAUGGGCAGAAUUAGGGGGGAUCCCAAUUGAGACAAUAGCUCUAAGCCCAGUAAAUAAAGUGCUCUAG